UAGCGCAUAAAACGCAGCGCGCGCCAUCAUGACUAGGUCAAGGUCACCUAGCAACAUGGCGUCUAUCUGGUCCAUUUUAACACAUCUUUUAGCGAUUUCACACGUUGUUUAUUGUGCCGAUGUCGAAUUCCAGGCAUAUCAUGAGGAAACGUACAGGCAUUACUACAAUUCUGUGGAGAUUAGUCGUCGUCUUCAGCAUUUCGCUGAGAAAUACCCGCACAUUUGCAGCCGCACGAGCGUCGGCAGGUCGGCUGAAGGCAGAGAAGUUUGGGUGAUGAGGAUCACAGCUCGCACAAAUGUUCCCGGGAAACCGAGAUUCAGAUACGUGGGGAACAACCACGGGGACGAGGUGCUGUCCAGACAAGUCUUGAUCUACCUCACUGAUUAUCUCCUGAGUCAGUACGGAACUGAUCCCAGAGUGACUGAACUCGUAGACAGCACGGAUAUUUAUAUCUUACCCAGUGUGAACCCUGAUGGCUUUGAGAAGGCUGUAGAAGGGGAUUGUACUGGCAGCAAAGAGGGCAGAGAAAACCACAAACAACAUGACAUAACCCCUAGUUUUCCUGACCAGUUUGAUCUUUUGGAAAGCGCACCUGAGGUGUUUAAAUGGUUUUUAGAGAAAAAGUUUGUUCUUGCUGGAAACUUGCAAGGAGGUUCAGUAGAGUCCAGCAACCACUUCGAUUACUCCAGUUCUCACGUUACGCCAGGUGCAUACAGACAUACGGAUGAUGACGAUGAUGCCCUCUUCCACUAUUUGGUACAGACUUUUACUGAAAACCACUCGAACACGAGAGAGGGCGAGUCGCAGUGUCCUGACGAGAUGAACGAGGAGUUGGGAAAUGGGCCAACCGCAGCGUGGAGCGGCGUGCAAGGAAGCAUGCAAGACUUCAGUUACUUCAGAGGAAACUGCUUUGAAGUCACCUUUCAGCUGAGCUGCUGCAAAUACCCAUUGGCUGCAGAUCUCUAUACUGAAUGGAACAACAACAGGGAAGCUCUGCUAGCAUACAUGGAAAAGGUUCAUAUUGGAGUCAGAGGUUACGUCAUGACCACCUCGGGAAUGGGUAUCCCGGACUCAAACAUCUCCGUUUCCGGGACAGAUCACAUCAUCACAACGUGGAUAUUUGGUGAUUAUUACCGCUUGCUGCUUCCUGGAACGUAUAACAUCACAGCCAGCUCCCUUGGGUACCUUCCAAGCACUGUAAACAACGUGAAAGUGAUCGAAGGCAAAGCUACUCUACUAAACUUCACCCUGAAGGAUUUGAGUGAAGAGGUGCUAAUACCCGGCCUUCCCACCACUCCUGUACCGACAGAAGUGGGAUACCGGUCGACUGAACAGGUUCUUGACGACCACAAAGCUCCUACACCUGAGCCCUCAGUCCAGAGACAGGCUUUUAGUCAUCGCAGUUACUCAGACGUGGAAUUGUUCUUGCAGCGAAUUAGCUCUUUUUAUUCAUCUCAUGCCCAACUGUACUCUAUUGGCCAAUCGGUGCGGGGCAGGAAGCUCUAUGUCAUGAAGAUAUCUUCUAACCUUGGCACUGAUGAACCAGGUAAACCAGAAAUCAUGUAUGUUGGCAACACGCGUGGCAAUGAUGCUGUAAGUCAAGAGAUUCUCUUGAAUUUGGUCGAGUACCUGUGCAGUAAUUAUGGCAACGAACCUUUAAUCACACAACUGGUGAACCGUACAAGAGUGCACAUUCUGCCUUCCAUGAACCCAGAUGGUAAUGAAGAAGCUCAAGAAUAUUCCAACGCAAACGGAGAAUUCACUGGUGGUGUGAAAGACGGCGACGAUCAAAACUCUGACUUGAGUGGGAACUUUCCUGACAGGUUCCACGCGAGCGAUUUUGUCCGACCAGAAACCAAGGCAGUGAUGAAUUGGAUUAAGGCUCACUCGUUUGUUUUGUCUGCUAAUAUUCUUGGUGGAGUGAUCGGAGUAACGUAUCCGGGUUCGGUCGAUUCCGUUGAUGAGGCUGUAUUUAAAUCAAUCACGCAAGCCUAUUUGAAGUAUUCUUCUCCCCCGAUGCCACAGACCUGUGAGGACACAAAGCAACUGGAUCGAAAUAAAUUGAAUCCUGGAGCCCCUCCAGGGAUUGAUCUGGAGGACUGGACGUACCGUAACACAGACACUCUGGGAGUCCGUGUUGGAGUAAGCUGCGAUCUGCAUCCACCGGUUGAAAACAUUACAGUGUCUCUGCUACACUUAAUCCGACAGGUUCAUUUUUCAGUCAGGGGUAGAGUGACUGAUAGCCAGUCCGGUCAGGCUAUUGCUAAUGCUACCAUAGAGGUGGACAGCUCCAGGCAUCGGGUCCACACCAGCAGCACAGGAGGGUACUGGAGACCUCUGGCUCCUGGGAUGUACCAGCUCCAUGCCCUCGCACCAGGGUAUUUAACACUCUCCGCGCCGGUCACGGUGACUGAAACUUGGGUGGAGCAGGUGGAUUUUGUGCUGACUCGAGAUCAGCCAUCGCCAUCUGAAAGUCAGAUGGAGGAAGAAGAGUUUCGGAGCUUGGUGGAGAACCUGUCCUCUGCUCAUGGCCUUGAACAGCUUGUCCAGAACUAUCUUCCGGCCAGAACUCUGCACUACAGGAAGCACAAGGAGAGCUCAGAAUUCCUGCAUGGACUUCACCUCAGCUUUCCUCGUAUCACUCGUCUGUACAGUCUGGGUAACAGCUGGGAGUUCCGGCCUAUCUGGGUUCUGGAGAUCUCUGCGGGUCCCGAGUCGACACGGCCCACGGUGCCAAAAAUCCGGUACGUCGCAGGUGUCCACGGAAACGCUGCAGUAGGACCAGAGCUUCUGCUCGAGUUUGCAUCUGUUCUGUGUAGAAACUACGGUGGGAACCCUACCAUCACAAAGCUGAUUGACAGGAGCAGGAUUGUAAUCGUGCCCCGUGUGAAUCCGGAUGGUCGAGAGCUGGCUCAGGAGGGCUCGUGUUUCUCCACAGCAGGACUCCACAAUGCUCACGGUGUAGACCUCGACACAGACUUCUUCUCUGGCAACACGUCCGCGCAGCCGGAAACGCGUGCGAUGAUGAAUCUGAUGGACGGAGGAGGCUUCUCUCUGUCUGUUGCGCUCGACGGAGGCUCUCUGCUGACGACGUACCCCUACGACAGACCCACUGAACCAGCACACAAUGAAGAAACGCUGAGAUAUUUGGCCUCGAUCUACGCAAGCAGUCAUCCUGUCAUGCACUCGGGUUACCCUGGAUGCGUAAAUGGACUGGAGUCAGUCCAAGGAGGAAUUCUGAGGGGUGCAGAGUUCAGAAGUCACAUGGGCAGUAUGAAGGAUUUCAGUGUGGAUGUGGGUUUGUGUCCUGAGAUCACGGUAUACACCGGUUGCUGUCUGUUCCCACCUGCUCCGCAGCUGCUCCCGCUCUGGGCAGAGCACAGGACGGCUCUGUUCGCCAUGCUGCUGGAGGUUCAUAAGGGGCUGAGUGGCCUGGUGAAGGACCAGGACGGCCGGCCGGUGUCCGACGCGGUGAUCAAAGUGAACGGUUCGGCGUUGGUACGUACGGAUGCGCGAGGCUUCUUCCACACUCUGCUGGCUCCAGGAACUCAGCAACUGCAGGUUCAAGCGUCAGGUUUUCAGGAGCAUCUCAUGCAGGUAAACGUGUCAUCACGUCAAAAGGCAGUGCCUAUUAUGAUCCAGUUCACUGACGGCAGGAGAUACAGAGGCCAGGGAUUAGUGCUGGCUGCUGCAAUCUCCACAGCCGUUAUCCUGCUCUGCUUGCUCCUGCUGUGGCAGUUCAGCCGGAUCAGAGAAUCGGUUAGACGGUUCCGUCGUCUGCGAGAAGAUCUUCAAACGGAGGCCAUAGCGUCUGAGAAGUUGCCUCUACAGAGCAUCUUUUUGGAGGACAGUGAAAGCGAGGAUGAUGCUUUUUACCUCGACCAGCACUGAUUAAAAAUCUUAGCACCCUUGAAUUUAUGUCAAUUUUCAGUUCUCCAUUCUGAUGUUGCUAGCUAUAUCUUUAAUGUAAUAUACAUUUAUAUUUGUGUGUGUGUGUGAGUGAAUUUAUUUCAACAAUAGUAACUACAUAAUAAACAUAACAAUCUUGAUAGGAGUUGAUUGUAAACUCCACCACCAUCAUAUGCUUUAAUAAGAGCGAUAGGAAACGCGUGGAUAUACAUCACGGUCCCUUGAGAACCGUGGAUUUGUACCAUUAGUAUGUAUUGUGAGAUUUACACACUUCCGUUUGAAACGAAACCAUAAAACUCAUCGUGUUUUGGGGGGGGAAAAACUUUCUUUUGAAUGUAGAGCGAAGCAUUAUUGUGUUCUUGUGGAUGUGCAAGAGAACGUGGGGCUGGAGAGAGAGAGAGAGAGAGAGAGAGAGAGAGAGAGAUAGAUAGAUGGAUAGAUAGAUAGAUCAGCAGUGCAGGAAGUCCCAGCAGUGCUCACUUCCAGUAAGUGUGAAGGAGGAGGAAAGAGUUGGGAGGGUGCAGACCUGUGUGUGUGUGUGUGUGUGUGUGUGUGUGUGUGUGUGUUACGAGUGAGCAUGCACAGGGUUAAUUAGUAGUGCUUUUUCAGUCAUUUGUUUCCAGGAUUUUGUAAUGUGUUCAUACGCUGUAAUGAUUCAAAAUCAACCACACAAUCCUAAAGCUUCUAACGACCAUGCCUUGUCCGUGUUGGCUUUUAGCCAUGCUGCUCCAGAGACACAGAGAGAGAGAUUGUGGGUGAAAAUGAGUGAGCGAGUGCAUUAGAAGUUUACUGGAAUCUCAAUACCAUUCGCUACACCCCAAUAACACCACUUAUCUGAUUCUUUAUGCAGUUCUUGCAUUACGUUUACAACAGCGUUGCAGAAAUCAGUGUGUGUGUGUGUGUGUGUGUGUAUAAGCUAACAGCUUCCUCUUAUUACCAGCAUGGCAUCAAUGCGCUUGCUUAAACAACUCUGAGAUCAUAUUGAAUUGAUCUCACACUCGUAUUUCCUUGCGUUCGCUCUGAUGAAUGACGUGACGGUUCUGUGAUGAAAUCAUGAAACGGAGCAUGCUGUAAUUAAAUAGCUGACACUUUCGAAUUGUCGCUGAAGUGCGUUUCAGGCACACGCUUCGCCUCCCGUGGACCAGACGAGAUGAGGCUUCGUUCUAGGGAAGAAUCUGAAUGAGGCAGACGAGAAGAGCACUAUCGAUUUCCAAAACAUCAUUUAAGCAGAGCAGGAUCUCUCCUGCUUUUAAACGGUGUGCUACUUCAUCGUUCCCAGCAGAGAUCCGUCACACACAUUGCUGUUGGGAAGCUGCUGUUUCAUUAUAAUAAUAUAUCGUGACGUUAAACGUCGCGAAGAUAUACAACACUUAAAUCCUCGUACUAAUAUGCAGGGAGGGAAGUAACAAACUACAUGUACUCUCCUUACAGUACUAGACUACAUGGUUCAUGGUAAUGGUACUUUUUUUGAGUAUAAUUAAAUCAUAAUACUUUUACUUGA
Ictalurus punctatus (channel catfish) is the source of this 5411-nucleotide messenger RNA. It is a transcript of the gene cpdb, whose product is annotated as carboxypeptidase D, b. The transcript has 21 exons. The record is from RefSeq and is a predicted model, not a curated record. Bases 29 to 3892 code for a protein of 1287 amino acids. Lineage: Eukaryota; Metazoa; Chordata; Actinopteri; Siluriformes; Ictaluridae. Gene Ontology annotation, biological process: proteolysis. Gene Ontology annotation, molecular function: metallocarboxypeptidase activity; zinc ion binding.